This is a messenger RNA of Tarenaya hassleriana, 1080 nucleotides long. RefSeq lists its product as uncharacterized. The transcript is spliced from 3 exons. NCBI's taxonomy places the organism in Eukaryota, Viridiplantae, Streptophyta, Magnoliopsida, Brassicales, Cleomaceae. Gene Ontology annotation, molecular function: polysaccharide binding. The record is from RefSeq and is a predicted model, not a curated record. Bases 84 to 977 code for a protein of 297 amino acids.
AAAGCUCCGAUUAGCGUGAGAGCGUCCCGGGCCUCUCUCAAAAACUACGGAACCAAAACAAGGAGGAGGAAAAAGAAGAAGAAAUGGGGAGGGCAUUCUUGUUAAUAGUGGCCAUCUUCUUCUUCUUCACGUGCAUGGGGAUAACGUGGAGCACGCCAUGCAGAACGACCUGCGGGAACAUUCAGAUAAAUUACCCGUUCGGAGUGGACGAAGGAUGCGGAGCUCCUCAGUUAAGGGGAAUGUUCAACUGUUCAUCCUCCACAGAUCUCUUCUUCCUCACCCCUUCCGGCAGCUACAAAGUCCAGAGGAUCGACUACCUCAAGAACAGAGUUGCAGUGUACGACCCGUCCAUGUCCACGUGCUCCAUCCUCCAGCCUCACCACGAUUUCAAGCUGACGGAUCUCCAGAACGCGGUAAUCAGGCCCUCGUACGACACCGUUUUCGCCCUCCUCAACUGCUCCGUCGACUCUCCCGUUCUCAACCACUUCCGCAACCUCUGCUUCAACUUCUCCGGCCAUUCCUGCUCCGAGCUCUACUCCUCUUGCAGUUCUUUUCGCGUGUUCAACCUCACCUCCUCCCUCUAUGGUAACAGCACAGUCCAUACGACGCCGUAUUGCUGUUUCACGGGUUACGACACGGUGCGGGUGAUGAGCAUGGACAUACUGGACUGUUCGCACUACACGUCGGUGAUCGACGGCGGGAACAUGAGGGACGUGGCGCCUUUUGAUUGGCUGUACGGGAUAGAGCUGUCGUACUCUGUGCCCGACGUCGGCUGCGGUCACUGCCAGAAGUCUGGCGGCUCAUGUGGUUUCGACACCGAGUCCGAAGGUUUCCUCUGCCUCUGUUCUGCUUUCAACAACGCCACCAGAGAUUGCGGUGGAGCGAUGGCUGAACAAGCGGGGUGCCAUUCUAAUAACAUAUAUUAUCUAACUUUGAUAUUGGCGAUGUUGAUGGGUUUUAUUUACACCGUUUUGUGAUUCGUUUUUGUCUAUUAUUCCAUUUUCUGAUUUUUUUAAUUAAAAAUUUCGUGCAUUCGGUGUUAACAAAAUCUUAAUCUUAUAGCCAUGUUUAGCGUUUCUA